UCUCUUUCCCCCUCGGCCAUGGAGAGUAAGUGCGAGUCUCCCGCGGAAAAGGGUGAAGACACUGGGGAGUCCGGGGAGGCGGCGGCUGCUGCUGCUGCUGCUCCCGCAGCUCCCCGGGCUGCUGACACGGACGGAGUUCCGGAGGAGACGGACGCGGACGGGGACGGGGACGCGAAGGAAGCCGGGGCCGAGGAGGGCGAGCCCAAGAGUCAGGACAUCUCAGAUUUAACAGCAGCUGAAAGGGAAGACUCAUCAUUACUUACUCCUGCAGCCAAAAAACUGAAAAUAGAUACCAAAGAGAAGAAAGAGAAGAAGCAGAAAGUGGAUGAAGAUGAGAUUCAAAAGAUGCAGAUCCUGGUUUCUUCUUUCUCUGAGGAACAGCUGAACCGCUAUGAAAUGUAUCGCCGGUCAGCUUUCCCUAAGGCAGCCAUUAAAAGGUUGAUCCAGUCCAUCACUGGAACUUCCGUGUCUCAGAAUGUCGUGAUUGCAAUGUCUGGUAUCUCCAAGGUUUUUGUCGGGGAGGUAGUCGAAGAAGCACUGGACGUGUGUGAGAAGUGGGGAGAAAUGCCACCCCUGCAGCCCAAGCACAUGCGGGAGGCUGUUCGGAGGCUCAAGUCAAAAGGGCAGAUCCCCAACUCGAAACACAAGAAAAUCAUCUUCUUCUAGCCAAAGCCUAGGAAGGCCCGAAGGAAGGAGGGCCCCAGACUUCGAGCUAUUAGACUUUCUGCACUGGUGCUUGAUUUCCACAGUCCUCCAAGGAAUUCCGUCAAGGUUUUAGUGUCUUCCUCAAAACUCGGAUACUUACCACCACACCUAGAAGGCUCGCAGCCUGUCUCACAUGUUGGAACCCUGCGGGGCAUGUUGAGAUCUUGAACUGUUUCUUGACUUGGUGGAAGAACAGUGCCAGGCCUUAACCAUCUUCUGGACAAGGAAGCUGCUUUUGGAGAAAAAACAUUUCCAAGAAAGCAUUGGCAGUUUCAUAUUGAAACUAGAAGUUAUGUGACUUAGGUUUCUUAGGUCUGGUUUGAGGUAGAAUAAACCACUAGAAACUUUUGACUUGUGGUACUCUACCAUGAAGAAUAUGGUGAUAGCAGGAAUGGUGGAAUAGUUUGUUCCAGGGAGUUUUUAAACUACUUCGUGGAUUUUGGUAAGUGAUCAUUAAAUUUUUUUCCAACUUACCUUUUGAGUAUUCAUUU
Molecule: messenger RNA, 1196 nt
Organism: Sorex fumeus (smoky shrew)
Lineage: Eukaryota; Metazoa; Chordata; Mammalia; Eulipotyphla; Soricidae
Gene: TAF11
Product: TATA-box binding protein associated factor 11
Exons: 5
Coding region: 19-666 (215 amino acids)
Biological process (GO): RNA polymerase II preinitiation complex assembly; transcription initiation at RNA polymerase II promoter
Cellular component (GO): nucleus; transcription factor TFIID complex
Molecular function (GO): protein heterodimerization activity; transcription coactivator activity
Source: RefSeq, a predicted model, not a curated record